Molecule: messenger RNA, 654 nt
Organism: Tinamus guttatus (white-throated tinamou)
Lineage: Eukaryota; Metazoa; Chordata; Aves; Tinamiformes; Tinamidae
Source: RefSeq, a predicted model, not a curated record
AUGACCUAUAUGAACUGUGCGGGAACAGCUGCCAAACUGCGCUUCCUGCAGCGCCGCUGGCCCCGCUUCUACGUCCUGCACGCGGCCUUCACCGGAGGCAUCCAGGCGCUGUUUUGGGAAGUGAAGGAAAUAGGGAAGAUCAAGUCCAAGAUGUCCCGCCAGAGGCUGAGUUUUCACCAGCUUCCCUACAGGGAGAUGGAGAGGCUGCGACAGUUUCGCAGGGACCUGAUCAAGGCCAUUCCAAUCGGGAUUAUCGCCAUUCCGCCUUUUGCCAACUUCUUGGUUAUCUUCCUCAUCGCGGCGGGACCAUCCUCCCUCCCUCCCGCGCCGCAGCGAGCCCUGAGCCGGGUGCUGUUCCUGACUCCGCGCCUGCCGGCGCCGCUCCUGAGGAGGCGCCUGCGGAGCCACGUGCUGGAGAUCCGGCAGCUGGACCGGGCGCUGGCGCGCCUGGGAACGAGGGAGCUCUCCGAGGAGGAGCUGCGGGCGGCCUGUUACCUCCGCGGCCUGGACUCCACUCACCUGAGCGCGGGCGAGUGCCGAGUGUGGCUGGAGCAGUGGCUGGGGCUCUCCUGCAGGCUGGAGGCCUCCGAGAUUUCCCUGCUGGCCAACAGCCUCGUCCUGCUCUCGCUCAACUACCCCCGUGCCCGGCCCUGA